CUAGAUCAAAACAACCUCAAUCUAUCGGCCGACGAGAAACGCUAUUAUGGCCAGCUGUUCCAGCAAGCUGAUACCGAACGAUUGGGAGUCGUGACGGGCGAGAUUGCUGUGCGCUUCUUCGAGAAGACAAAGGUUGCUCCCAAUGUCCUGGGCGAAAUUGCCGACCACGAGAACCGUGGUCUUCUCACCAAGCCUGGCUUCAGCGUAGCUCUUCGUCUCAUCGGCCACUACCAGGCCGGCCGCGAGCCCACUGCUGAAUUGGCCUUCCGACCCCCCCCUCCAGCCGCUCCUAUCCAAGCACAAGGUACCGGUAUCAGGAUACCUCCGCUCAACCCCGAGAAGUUGACACAAUAUGCCAAUCUGUACGAUCAGUCGGCUGGCGGUGGUUACCUGUCAGGCGAACAAGCAAAGGCCAUCUUUGAAAGAGCAGGUCUCCCCAAUGAGACACUGGGACGCAUCUGGCAAUUAGCCGACCGCGAAGGAAAGGGUUCGCUCGACAAGACCGAGUUCUGCAUCGCCAUGCAUUUAAUCACCUGCUACAAGAGUCGCGCAUUGGCUGGUUUCCCGAAUGUCCUACCUCCAGCUCUCUUUGAAGCCGCCGCUCGUCGUCCCAAUCCUACUGGCCGUUCGUCGGUACCUCCUGCAGGUCCAUCUGCCAUUCCACGUCAGUUUACUGGUCCUCAGGCUCGCGCUCAGAGCCCUCUUACAAGAGCGGCGUUUGGACCCCCACCUGCUAUGGCCGCGCAAACUACAGGUCCCACAUGGUUGAUCGCUCCUCCUGAGAAGGCCAAGUACGACCAGUUCUUUUCGAGUAUUGACACAUCCAACAAUGGCUAUCUCAGCGGAGAACAGGCUGUCAAGUUNUUCAGCGACUCUGGUUUGCCUGAGGAUACCCUUGCCUCUAUUUGGGACCUUGCCGACAUCAACUCCGAGGGACAGUUGAACCGUGACGAAUUUGCAGUCGCCAUGUAUCUCAUUCGUCAACAACGCAGCGGUGCUCCUCUGCCUGCAUUCCUCCCUCCAGCGCUUGUUCCUCCCAGCAUGCGUAACCAGCCCCGUCCAGCUCCUCAGACAACUGCUCCGGCCUUCGACAACGCGAACAACUCAUCUCAACUUCCCAAGUCGGCCACUGAGGAUCUGUUUGGAUUGGACGAGCCCAUGCCUCAAAUGCCUUCUCAACAGCCUAUGGCUCCUGUUUCGGCGCAAAACACUGGCAGCGCAUUUGGUGCCGAUCCAUUUGCAGGUGGCAGCAAGNNCCUUCUUCCCCCUCCACCAAACUCUCCUCCAAGAAACUUCACUCCUCAGCAAACUGGUGGCCCUUCAUCUGUAUUCAAACCUUUCAUUCCAACUUCGGCAUUCGGCGCUACUUUGGCAGCACAGAACACUGGAGGCAGCAAUGCUCCUAGCAGCGCUCCAAACCAGACUGCUAGAAGCGUUCAGCCUCCUUCAGCCAUGGAUGAUCUUCUUGGUGAUGCUAACGACGAAGAGACCAAGAACAUUACAGAGGACACAACUGAGCUUGCGAACAUGUCCAACCAGCUCGGCAAUCUCAGAACUCAGAUGCAGGAUGUUCAGACCAAGAAGACCACAAACGAGCGUGAUCUUGCAGCUUCGACUGCGCAGAAGCGCGAGCUUGAGCAGCGUCUGGCUCAGUUCCGUACUCAGUAUGAACAGGAAGUGCGAACUGUCAAGUCAUUGGAAGAACAACUCACCAACUCGCGAAACGAGACUAAGAAACUCCAACAGGAGUUUGCUAUGAUCGAGGGUACUUACCAAGAUCUGCAGAACCAACAUCAACAAGUUUCUCAGGCUCUUUCAGCAGACCAGCAGGAGAAUGCCACUCUCAAACAGCGCAUCUCGCAGAUGAAUGCCGAGAUUGCCCAGCUUAAGCCCCAGCUUGACAAGAUGAGAUCUGAUGCUCGCCAGCAGAAGGGUAUGGUUGCAAUCAACAAGAAACAGCUUGCAACCAAUGAGGGCGAGCAUGAAAAGAUCCAGACUGAAAUGGGCGAUUUGAAGAAGGCCGCCGAGGAGCAUGAGCAGCAGAUGCGUGAGCAAGCAGCGCAGGAGGAGCGUGCCAGACAAGCAGCACAAGAAGAGCGCUCUAGAGCUGUUGUCUCACCUCAGCCUCCUUCUACUGUUGUUAGCCCUGCACCGUCAAACACUAACCCAUUCUUCAGAAAGGCCACCGCUCCUAGAGAAGAGGGUACUCUUUCACCUGGAGGUUUCUUAUCGGGUGCUCCUAGCCCUAGUGCUUUUGAUGCGCUGUUCGGUCCUUCUGCUGCUCAGCAACAGGCUGGAACACACACGCCGCCCGUCACAUCUUUUAAGUCUGAACCCUCUGGUAACUCGGUUUCAUCUGACGGUCGCAUGACUCCUGCAUCCCCGACAUUGUCUGCUACCACUCAUGAUGANGCCCCUCCGCCUCCCCCGGAAUCCAGACAAUUCACGCCAAACAUUCUGCCCAUGCGUCAGCCUUUGACUAGAGACCAGUCUGUUGCUUCAUCAAACCGCGCAGCCCCACCUGGUAGUAGAAUGGGUGAGCAAGACGCUGCUAGUGUCGCCUCCCCUUGGGAUGCUGCACCUACCAACUCUUUCAACGCGAACCCAUGGGGCGGUGAGGAUGUCGCUACCCCUCCUGCUCAGACAUCUGGACCUGCCAUCCAGUCUCAAAGCCACGACGGACCUCAUGAAAAUGCAUCCAGAGACUUGCCUGAGCAAUUAGAGGAAGAGAUUCCUGGCGCCUUCCCUGAGACACCUAUGGAGACUCAAACCACCGGGCAGUCCGCACACGCCCCUGCACACGACUUUGACUCUGCAUUUGCUGGAUUUGGAGAAGACCAACAGCAGAAUGGCGAUCACACCGCUGCGCAUGAUCCUUUCGCACCUGCACCGGUAUCUAGAGAAGUCAACCAUGCACCUUCGAGCUACGGAAACUCCGAGUUCCCUCCUAUCCAAAGUCUGGAGCGCGAGGACUCGAGCAGCGAUGAUGACAGCGAAAGCGAGCGAGGCUUUGGCGAUGAUUUCGGAUCAUCUGAGCCUCAAGCAAGCACUACUACAGCUGAGGUGCCUUCUGCUGAGCACCACGAAGUUGCCCCAGCUGAUUCACGUCGUCCAAGUGCUGUUGGAGCACAAUCGGCAGCUAACGUGUCCGAGCUUCCACCUAUUACAGCUCAAACAUCGCCACCUUCAUAUGAGGCAGCUCAGGAAGGGCAACACCGCAGUGGCUCGAACAACUUCCCUCCCGAGUUCACCGGCUUGUUGCCUGCCCGCGAGGAUCCAACACAGUCUUCUGUGCCGCAUUCGAUUCCUCAAGAGCAGCAGCCUCAGACUCCAAUGACUAGCACGGCUGGAUCCGAUCACUUCCACGAUGCUCACUCUCGGCCCAUGAGCAAUGUUACCGAUAUGGGCGCUACUCCUUUUGCCAAUGUGGGCGACAUUACUCAACAUGCUGCUCCCAGUGCUCCUCAAGAGACCACCAAGGAUGCAUUCGACGACGAUUUUGAUAACUUUGAUGAUCUUGCUGAGGCCAAGGAAGCUAGUGGUGAAGGAUUCGACUUUGGCUUCCCUCACCACCAGAACACCGAUGAGUUUGAUGCAAACUUCGACUCGCCAGCACAGUCAACCAUCCACACCGUGUCAUCCCCUCAAGAGACACCAGUGACAAGGACUGCACCAAACGGUUUCUCUGAUUUCGAGUCGAACACUGGUGCAGCGCAUCAGCCGACCCCAAUCAGCAUUCCCUUCGGAUCGACACAUGCACCUCAAGCACAGCAGCCUCAUGACUGGGAUGCCAUCUUCUCGGGUCUUGACACGCCAGCACCUCAAGUAGAGCCAACUCCUAACUUUACUUCCACUAGCAGACCAAGUGACGGUGCGGCAACGCCUAAGGCGUCAGCUGCACAGACAGCAAUGCCUCCAUUGGGUCGCGCAAUCAGCACAGGAACGGAGCACGACGACCCAAUCCUGAAAAGACUCACAGGUAUGGGUUACCAACGCGAGAAGGCUCUCGAUGCGCUGGAAAAGUAUGACUAUGAUAUCGAUAGG
Messenger RNA from Aureobasidium musti, 4044 nucleotides. The record is from the annotation of a GenBank genome assembly. NCBI's taxonomy places the organism in Eukaryota, Fungi, Ascomycota, Dothideomycetes, Dothideales, Saccotheciaceae.